Molecule: messenger RNA, 489 nt
Organism: Aspergillus nomiae NRRL 13137
Lineage: Eukaryota; Fungi; Ascomycota; Eurotiomycetes; Eurotiales; Aspergillaceae
Product: HD domain-containing protein
Exons: 1
Coding region: 1-489 (162 amino acids)
Cellular component (GO): cytoplasm
Molecular function (GO): 5'-deoxynucleotidase activity
Source: RefSeq, a predicted model, not a curated record
AUGUACCGUAUGUCAGUGAUGACGAUGCUCGCCCCGCCUUCGCUCGCCCCACGACUCAACCUGCCCCAUUGCAUGAAGAUGGCUCUCAUCCACGACAUGGCAGAGUCGCUGGUUGGCGACAUCACCCCAGUGGACAACGUGAACAAGGAAGAGAAGGCUCGCCGUGAGGCCGAGGUGAUGAACUACAUCACCAAGAACCUGCUGGGGAGUGUUCCCGGUGGAAUGUUGACCGGAGAUGAGGUCAUGAAGGUGUUCCAGGAGUACGAGGAUAACGAGACACUGGAAUCCAAGUACGUACAUGACAUCGACAAGAUGGAGCUUCUUCUGCAGAUGGUCGAGUACGAGCGUACCCACGAGGUCGAUCUUUCUGAGUUCUGCCAUGUCGCGACCCGUGUCCAGCUACCAGAGAUCAAGGAAUGGGCGGCGGCGGUGCUCCAGGAGCGGGAAGCUUUCUGGAAGAAGAAGGCCGCCAAUGGAGUUUCGGCAUAA